GCAGCUGUCCCGAGCAGUGCACGGUGAUCGCCUCCCCCGGAGGAGGAGUUGCCUAGACCGUUGCUACAUUUCUUGUUUUCCUCCACCCUCCCCCUCUGUAAUUACAUUGGCUGCUGGAGGGGACGGGGAGAGACGGAGGAGGCGCCUCGCUACCCCCCUCGGGCCCGCCACCCCUGCUCUUUGCCGUCCCGGGCCAGGAUGACUGGAGUCUUUGACAGUCUGGUGGCUGAUAUGCACUCGACCCAGAUCACGGCCUCCAGCACGUACCACCAGCACCAGCAGCCCCCGAGCGGCGGCGGCGCUGGCCCCGGCGGCAGCAACGGCAGCAGCCUCCACAAGCCUCAGGAGUCGCCCACUCUCCCAGUGUCCACAGCUACCGACAGCAGCUACUACACCAACCAGCAACACCCGGCGGGCGGCGGCGGCGGCGGCUCGCCCUACGCGCACAUGGGUUCCUACCAGUACCACGCCAGCGGCCUCAACAACGUCCCGUAUUCAGCCAAGAGCGGCUACGAUCUGGGCUACACCGCCGCCUACACCUCUUACGCGCCCUACGGGACCAGUUCGUCCCCGGCCAACAACGAACCUGAGAAGGAAGACCUCGAGCCUGAAAUCCGGAUAGUAAACGGGAAGCCAAAGAAAGUCCGGAAACCUCGAACGAUCUACUCCAGUUUCCAGCUGGCGGCUCUUCAGCGGCGUUUCCAAAAGACUCAAUACCUGGCACUUCCCGAGAGAGCUGAGCUGGCGGCGUCCCUGGGCCUCACCCAGACUCAGGUCAAAAUCUGGUUCCAGAACCGCCGAUCCAAGUUCAAGAAGAUGUGGAAAAGCGGUGAGAUCCCUUCGGAGCAGCACCCGGGGGCCAGCGCCUCGCCACCUUGUGCUUCGCCGCCGGCCUCGGCGCCGGCCUCCUGGGACUUCGGCGCGCCGCAGCGGAUGGGGGGCGGCGGCGGCGGCCCGGGCAGCGGCGGCAGCGGGGCGGGCAGCUCCGGCUCCAGCCCGAGCAGCGCGGCCUCGGCGUUCCUGGGCAACUACCCGUGGUACCACCAGGCCUCCGGCUCCGCUUCGCACCUGCAGGCCGCCGCGCCGCUGCUGCACCCGACGCAAACCCCGCAACCUCACCACCACCAUCAUCACCACCACGGUGGCGGCGGGGGCGCCCCGGUGAGCGCCGGGACGAUCUUCUAACCCCUGGAGACCGCGCCAGAGACUGAGUGCAGAGACCAGUUAUCCUCAUUGCUCGUCCCCAGAGCCAGAGGGUCCUUCCGUCCGGCCCGAGGAUGCCACCCGCCGCUCGCGGAGGUGGCGGCCCGAGAUGGCCUGCCCCCAGGCCCUGCUACCCUCGGGGACUGGAAGGCGUGUUCUCGCGCGCCGGGCUCCUCGCCGAGAAACCCGGCAUCCGCGAGAGAAACCCUGCCUCGGCGGCCUCGCCGACCCGAGCCCCGCCUCAGACUAG
This is a messenger RNA of Dama dama (fallow deer), 1453 nucleotides long. It is a transcript of the gene DLX2, whose product is annotated as distal-less homeobox 2. Gene Ontology annotation, biological process: negative regulation of transcription by RNA polymerase II; cell differentiation; embryo development. Gene Ontology annotation, molecular function: DNA-binding transcription factor activity, RNA polymerase II-specific; RNA polymerase II cis-regulatory region sequence-specific DNA binding. The record is from RefSeq and is a predicted model, not a curated record. Bases 199 to 1185 code for a protein of 328 amino acids. The transcript has 3 exons. Lineage: Eukaryota; Metazoa; Chordata; Mammalia; Artiodactyla; Cervidae.